UGUAUGUGCACGCUUGGAGGUGCGAAUGGAUGCGUUUAUAUAUAGGUAAGGAUGGUCAAUGUGGGGCGUCUUCGCGUUCGCAACCUUGGAUAUGGACACGUUAACAAAAUUACGUCAUAAAAUGUAAAUUUCAACAAAACAAAUAAAAAAAAUUGGUGAUUUUGUUUUUGUGGUGGUGACAAGUUACCUGGAUACCGAAUGUCAACAAUGGCGAGAGUGCUUGCAUUGCUGGCUCUCUUGGCGCACCUAUUAGUUUUAACACGCCAAGAAGAGAGUGUUAUCGCGGAAGAGGAAGCGAAAGAACACGAUACAAAUCAAGGAAAUCCUAGUUAUUCCUACAGCUACGGAGUCUCCGAUGCGAGCACAGGUGACGUCAAAUCGGUAUGGGAGUCCAAAGAAGGUGACACUGUUAAAGGUCAUUACAGUGUUGUUGAACCUGAUGGUUCUAUGAGAUCCGUCGAGUACUCAGCCGGUCCUGAUACCGGAUUCACAGCCGUAGUAAAAAAUGAUGGGGAGCCAGUUGCGAAAAAGGGUCGCAGUUUGUUUGAAGAAAAAUCUCAAAGAGAUUUUGGGAAGUUUUACGACUUUUCUGAAGAUUCAGAAGACGAAAGAGAUUCUUACCUGCCAACUGAUAGGAAAAGAGCAAAACACCCAUUCGAAUCACUAUUUAAAGAUUAUUCCCUAAAAAAACGACCAAAGUUUCCGAAUGAUUUAGAAGCAAGUGACUUUACCCAUAGCAUUACAAUAAAACAUCCGCUUGAUGAAGCGGGAAACGAGCCACAUAGUCAUCAAGGCAUUAAUUAUGAUCCAAAUUGCAAAAACAAACAUAACAAAGAAACUAGUAAUUUCUAUGGUAAUUUAGUAGAGUUUGAUAUAAGUAAAAGGUAUCCAGCUAAUAAACUAUUCCAACCAGCAUCGUACGAUGAAGAUUCGCAGAAUUCUCCAUCCAACUUUGAGGCAGAGAAACUGGCCAGCCCGUUUGGUUUUAAUGGAUACAAGUUUCCUACGUUAUCAGAAGCAGAUUUGAGGUUGUUAGCAAAUAAAUACAAGGGUCGUCCAAGUUAUGAAAAUGAACACUAUCCUAUACCUGAAUUACCGAUACCUGAAAAGUAUUAUGCGGAUGAUAUGCCUCCGCGACCGAAGAAGAAAAACAGGCCACCGAAAAUCCCAGAGUAUAGCUAUCCUAGCGAUGACAUAAACGAUUACAUACUUGUACCGAAAAAGAAGUUUAAGAACCCUCCGAGGAUCUCUGAUGACUACAGACACGAAGAUGAUGAUUACGAGCGUCCGCAAUACUCCAACGACGAUGAUGAUGAUGACGAUCGACACCGCCAGCCGAACAGGGGAGAGAAAAAAAUCGUCCGAAAAAUAAUUAAAAAGAGAAAGCCGGUCAUUAACUUAUUAGAUAUUCUUGAUAUUUAAUUUUAUUACUAAUUACAAACUAGGUAAUAAAAGUACUUGAGAUAAAUUCUAAGAUAACAGAUCUUAUAUUAUACAGACAGAAAUGCAAUUAAGGUAACGAAGGAUUUUUUUAUUAGUUCUCUGUUUGCUAGCUGUGACUUUAGAUUAGAAAUUAUGCGAUCUAAGUAAUAUAAUAAAAGAUGAAUAUUUUUUGUGUUUAGGCAGUUAAUUUACUAAUUUGAUGAAUGGAUGUUGCUGCCAUAAAAAAUAAAAUAAAAAAUACACAUACAUUUAAAAUUGAAAAGGUGAAUUGAAAUUGUAGUUUAAAGCAAUUUCUGUUUAGUUUUACAAAAUUUAUAAUUGCAUUUGGACGAAAUACAACAUACCAAAGUAUUAAACCUUAGUAUUUAAACAUACCUUAUAUUUAUUGUGAUGUUUGUUUAAAUGUCAUAUAACUCCGAAAGUCUAUACAUAUUUUUGUGUGAAGAAGGCACGAUACGAAACAUACGAUGCUAUUUUAUAAUUCAUAAGUAGGUACGAAGUAAUAAACACUAAUGUCGAUGUAAAUAGCAUAAUAAAACGA
This is a messenger RNA of Cydia fagiglandana, 1984 nucleotides long. RefSeq lists its product as uncharacterized. Gene Ontology annotation, cellular component: extracellular matrix. Bases 199 to 1422 code for a protein of 407 amino acids. The transcript has 4 exons. The record is from RefSeq and is a predicted model, not a curated record. NCBI's taxonomy places the organism in Eukaryota, Metazoa, Arthropoda, Insecta, Lepidoptera, Tortricidae.